AUGUUGGAAGAAUUGGUGGAAGCCAGACAGUUUCACUGGUUUAUGGCUGCCUCUAUAGGGGGCCUAUACAACAUGAACUACAACAUGCCCUGGGCUUCUACCAUGAACAUGCCAGAAGUGAUCGUGACAACUAUGUUGACAUCAAUUACCAGUAUAUCUCUGAAGGUAAUGGGGACAUUUACACAGAGAAUUUAG
Messenger RNA from Staurois parvus, 195 nucleotides. The record is from the annotation of a GenBank genome assembly. NCBI's taxonomy places the organism in Eukaryota, Metazoa, Chordata, Amphibia, Anura, Ranidae.